GGAGAAUGCCAUCAUCAUAUUCGCAAAAGCAACGUGAUUUCAUAAUGGCUUCCUCAAACAACCGAGACUCACCGCUACCGUUAUUAAAGACAUGUCAGACAUGUUUUUCUUUAAAGAUUCGAUGUUCGAAAACUCAAGAUUCUGAUUCCUGCGAUCGAUGUUUGAGGCUUGGCAAGACGUGUAUCUUUAACCAGGCAAGGCGUCGUCAGAAUGUGAACCGCCAAAGAGAGAGAUUGGAUGUGAGAUCAAAAUCUGAGCAAUCAUCCAAGUCGCCAACGAGUCCACAUGAAAGAGGAACUUCUAGUAAUAAAGCGCAGGACAUCUUUAACCAAAAUGCAUCAUUUGAUCCCUUUGAACGAGGAAUUAUAACCUUCGAAGCUGCUAGAGACUUGCUCGAUUGUUACAGGACCCGGAUGAUCCCGUACUUUCCUUUUGUACUGUUUCGAAAUGAAGUAUUGGUUGAGCAGUUGAACGCAGAGCGCCCCUAUGCUUGUCUGGCUGCACUCGCCGCAGCUUCACAUGCGGAUGUAACGACACAGAAAGCACUUGGAUACCUAUUCAAGCAGAUAGUGGCGGCGAAAAUGGUGGAAGGCGAUUUCUGUCAACUUGAUCUGCUACAGGGACUCCUCAUCAAUCUUGCAUGGGCACACUAUCAAGCAAAGCCAAAAAGAUACAUACAGCAUCUUCAUCUCGCCACAAGUAUUAUUAGUGACCUGCGACUUGAUAAACCUCGAAGGCCGAAGCUGUGGAGCGCUGAAGGCGGCAAGGAUAAGAACAAGCCAGAUUGGGGUCCCGAUGAGAUGAGAGCCCUUGCAGGGACCUAUUACUUAUCUUCAAGCUCGUCUAUCAUUCUUCAGAAAACGCGUCAAUUCUUCUAUACACCAUACAUCACUGCUUGCUGCGAGCACCUCGCCUCCUGGAACGAGUAUCCCACGGACAAAUAUCUGCCUUAUAUGAUCACAGUGCAGACUCUCAUUGAAGGAGUUGAAGACCUUGUCAACAACACUGUGUCUACUAACAAUGGUCUGCAAUUCUUUUCUGGAUGUCAGGAAAUCUCGCAAAAGUGUACUGAGAUCAAGGAGACGCUGCCUUUCCCGCUAAGCGAGAGCCCACCUUUGCUUCUCCAGAUCCAUAUCCUGGAACUUCUUCUCAGCCAAUCAUCACCGAGAGGGACAUCCUUCGGUCUAGACAAAUUCAACAACCAAUUCGAACACGAAAGUUCAUUGAUAGACUGGCUAUCAGCAAGCAUGUCGGCAGCUCGCUCUCUCAUCAGUGUGAUACUGGUCAUGCCACAGGGUGAAGAGAUGUACAUGUCAAACAUGGGCUGGAUCAUGAUGAACUGUGGUCUGAAUCUAGCAGUUCGCCUUGACCUCAUCGCUGCGAGGGGAAGCAUAUCUGGAUCUAUGCAACAUCUUCGUCGGUUCUUAGACAUGAGGCAUACUCUUCGUCAACUAGUUUUGAGGUUCGAAGGGACGCCGGGUCAGGAUGCCCCGCCAGAUCAUCCUUUCUAUGCUCUUGCGAAACGAAUACGUCGGCUUGAGAAUUGGUAUCUUUCGCAGGCGGAGCAUCAGGCACCUGAUUCAUCAGCAUCUAUAAGUCCAUCUGUCAACAAUCAGCCGUUGCUCAAUGUCGGGGCUGAUGCCAGCGGCAUGCCAGUUGGCGCGUCAAUGCCGUUCAUAGCCGGCCCUUGGCCAAUGAGUUCCGAUUGGUAUCAAAACCCUGACCUCGACAUCGGCACUUUUCUCUUUACAGAUCCUGUUGAGUUCCCAAUUAAUCUGGGCUAUGGAACUUAGAUCUUUCCUUUU
Messenger RNA from Fusarium redolens, 1805 nucleotides. RefSeq lists its product as uncharacterized. The record is from RefSeq and is a predicted model, not a curated record. Gene Ontology annotation, biological process: regulation of DNA-templated transcription. The coding region runs from base 6 to 1793 and encodes 595 amino acids. The transcript has 5 exons. NCBI's taxonomy places the organism in Eukaryota, Fungi, Ascomycota, Sordariomycetes, Hypocreales, Nectriaceae. Gene Ontology annotation, molecular function: DNA-binding transcription factor activity, RNA polymerase II-specific; zinc ion binding; transcription cis-regulatory region binding. Gene Ontology annotation, cellular component: nucleus.